This is a messenger RNA of Penicillium antarcticum, 1053 nucleotides long. Its product is annotated as alcohol dehydrogenase family protein. Gene Ontology annotation, molecular function: zinc ion binding; oxidoreductase activity. Bases 1 to 1053 code for a protein of 350 amino acids. NCBI's taxonomy places the organism in Eukaryota, Fungi, Ascomycota, Eurotiomycetes, Eurotiales, Aspergillaceae. The transcript is spliced from 6 exons. The record is from RefSeq and is a predicted model, not a curated record.
AUGCAAGCAGUUGUCUUCAAAGGUCCACUACAGGUUGCACUGGAACUGAGGCCCAUACCCGAGAUCCAGGCCCCGACAGAUGUGAUACUGAAAGUCAGAUACACAGCCCUCUGUGGCAGUGAGCUGCACGUAUUCCGUGGACACCAGCCCUCUGCAAAUGGCUUUAUCAUGGGCCAUGAGUUCACAGGAGAAGUAAGCUCAGUUGGAUCUGACGUACAGUCAUUCAAGCCUGGUGACCGAGUGGUUUCGCCCUUCACCGUGAGCUGUGGGAGCUGUUUCUACUGCAAACGAGGCUUCUCCUCUCGAUGUGCACAGAGCCAGCUAUAUGGCUCAGCGGUACUCGAUGGCGGACAAGCCGAAUAUGUCCGCGUGCCGUUAGCCGAUUCUACGUUAUUCCACGCCCCGCCUGAGAUUGACGAGAAGAAGCUGGUUUUAAUGGCGGACAUAUUCCCCACGGGCUAUUUUGCAGCUUCUAACGCUUUCAAAGCCCUGGAUAAGGAAGAGAUUCAGCAAAGUACCGUGCUUCUGUUUGGCUGUGGCCCUGUGGGACUGUGUGCUAUUGCAAGUGCUUUGGAUUAUAAGCCGAAACAUCUACUUGCUAUUGACAGCGUCCCAGCACGGCUAGAAGUUGCUAAAGGUCUAGGAGCUGAGCCUUGGAACUUCCAAGAAGACGAGGCUGGCCUAAGACAACGCGUUAAAGAUCUCACCGAAGGCCGAGGUGCAGACGUGGUCAUUGAAGUGGUUGGGCAUAGCAGUGCCUUACGCAUGGGGUUCGAAAUGCUGCGCCCAUGGGGCCAUCUUUCCAGUGUUGGUGUCCACAACCAAGAGAUUCCGUGGACCGGAAACGAAGCGUAUGGGAAGAAUCUGCGAUUGCAAAUGGGUCGAUGCCCGGUCCGAAGCAUUUUUGCCCCGGCUAUGGAGUUGUUGGCGAAGAAACAGGAUGUCUUAAAUUUCAUGACUCAUGAUAUUCGACCGCUCUCUCAAGCUAUUCAGGCAUAUGAUGAUUUCAACGAAAUGCGAAGCCAAAAGGUCAUUUUUGAAGCUGACAAAUAG